UACAAUCUUAAACAUCCCACCCUACAAAAUCUUCACAUUACCAAAAUCAAACUUAGAGAAGACAGACCAAGAGCCAGGAAAAGGAAGCUAAUUAUCUCUUUUCUCCACCAAAAGAAAGAAUAAUAUAAUGGCUUCUUUAUCAGCAGUUUCAAUGGCAACUCCUAUCACAACCACCAAAACAACCUUCUUCAGCCCAUUAACUGUCAUCCCACAAAGGGCUUCAUUAUUGGGUCAGAAGCCCAAAUCCAUGGGCCUUAAAGUCCAAGCUUCAUUGAAGGAGAAAGCUGUAACUGGGCUCACUGCAGCAGCUCUGACAGUGAGCAUGAUGACUCCAGAUGUGGCCCAAGCUGCAGAGUUAGCACCUUCUUUGAAGAACUUCUUGCUUAGUAUUGUGGCUGGUGGAGUUGUGCUUACUGCUAUUUUUGGUGCUAUUAUUGCUGUGUCCAACUUCGACCCUGUUAAACGAGUAUAAUUUUUAUCAUUUUUCUAGCAUUAUUGUUAUAUUAUUUUUAGUCGUUUUUUAUGGUCUAAAAUUGUAACUUUUGUUGUGUAUCUUGUGUCACCUCCCCUAUCCCUUCUUCUUCAUAUAUGCUUUUGAUGUAACUUGUUUAUAUUGUUAUGUCAAAAUGACAUUUGAUCAACUUUCAUUUUCGGCAGGGAUCGGAAACAAUAAGUAUUUCAAAUUAAA
Messenger RNA from Amaranthus tricolor (Joseph's coat), 688 nucleotides. RefSeq lists its product as uncharacterized. Bases 128 to 472 code for a protein of 114 amino acids. The transcript has a single exon. Lineage: Eukaryota; Viridiplantae; Streptophyta; Magnoliopsida; Caryophyllales; Amaranthaceae. The record is from RefSeq and is a predicted model, not a curated record. Gene Ontology annotation, biological process: photosynthesis. Gene Ontology annotation, cellular component: photosystem II; membrane.